Molecule: messenger RNA, 474 nt
Organism: Paraphaeosphaeria sporulosa
Lineage: Eukaryota; Fungi; Ascomycota; Dothideomycetes; Pleosporales; Didymosphaeriaceae
Exons: 1
Coding region: 67-474 (135 amino acids)
Source: RefSeq, a predicted model, not a curated record
ACUUACAUACUCCGCCUCGAGCAAUAUCAUCUUUCAAAAAACCGUCCUUUGAGACACGAGCCCACAAUGUCCACAUCUGCUACCUCGCCCUACGGCCUACCGCCGUCACCAAGAGCUACGCGUCCAGAACUGUCUCCUAUCAACACAUCAUUCCGCACCACACCAACCAGCUACUCCGACGCCACGCCUUCACCAAACGAAAAGGCCUCCGCGCACAGCUACAGUUUCACCAACACCCGCCCCCGUCGCCGCGACUCCGACAUCUUCGCUAACGCGACUAUCCCGCUCAGCCCUCCACCUUCUCCACCAUCAGCCUACAAAGAAAGCCCCUUCGACGGCGUCGCUCCACGGAGAAGGAACCCGUUUGCAAGACUCUUCUGCUGUCUUGGGCGCGAAGAGCGCGCGAGGAGGCGUGCCAUGUGGGCGGAUGAGUUUGAGCAGGUCGGGGAGAAGAGGCAUUGGACGGAGGUAUAA